Messenger RNA from Helianthus annuus (common sunflower), 1826 nucleotides. RefSeq lists its product as uncharacterized. The record is from RefSeq and is a predicted model, not a curated record. The transcript has 5 exons. Bases 1 to 645 code for a protein of 214 amino acids. Lineage: Eukaryota; Viridiplantae; Streptophyta; Magnoliopsida; Asterales; Asteraceae.
AUGCGGGCGUCUCCGGCGAAUGUUCCGAACUCUGGCGGCGUGCAGUUUGUUCCGGCGACUGGUUGGAGCUCCGGUAGAUCUUCGGUUACGACUCCGGUGAGUUACGAGUCAAACGAGGUGUGUGGGUUUAACCGAAAGGUUACAAAAAUAUUCGAAACGAAUAUGGAGGUACACACACACAAUUAUGUAGAGAGAGACUUGAGUGAAAAGGGGAGCCGGCCAACAGUUUUCCGGCGAAUCCCUACGGUUCCAGCGACGAACCGCGGUGACGAUUCGCGGUUAACAGUUUUCCGACGAAUCCCUACGGUUCUAGCGACGAUCUGCGGUGACGACACGCUGUUUAAUUACUGCAACCGGCUUCAAAUCUGCAGAGGGGGGGAGAGGCGGCAUAGUUACGUACAUUGUUAUGGUCGAAGCGAUACAAUACAGGGGAGAAAGAUGUCAAGCCGGUGGUGUGCGUCGCGGAAUCUGGAAAAGGGACAAACGGAGGCGGUGGAGAAGGAGGGGAAUAACGGAAAUGUAUGUCCGCCAGCAUUCUUUUUAAGGAUUGGUGAUGUUGGAGUUCGGUUUCCAGCGGCAAAGGUGUUUUCUGAUGACUCCAAAGUCCUAACUUGCAUUCAGGUGAGUUUGGUUUACCUGUUUUGACAGUUCUGUUAUCCAGUCAUAUUUGGUAUUCAUUUUUGUUGUUAUCAAGCUUUAAAGUGUCUGUUUAAGGCGGUGGUUGGCGUUUUCUAGACUCUGGUGGUGUUUGGUAACGGUAAUUCUUCGUUUGAAGCUAUCGGAAACUCUCAACUCGAAUCUGAGACUGUUUCGGGUCUUAUUUUUGGUCAAACGGCUCAACACCAAUUAGGAGCAGUCGGUAGGAGCAUACAAGUUGGUUGCGACUUAUGAGUGGGAAGGUAUAGGCACACACACACUCGAACUAUUUAGUUAUUUUGUAUUAAUUAUUGUAGAUGAUUAUUAUGUACACAUGUCGGUCCAAAUGAACCUAAAAGACAGAAGAACCUGUUCAUAAAUACACUUUGUUUUCACUUUGUGGUAGUUAUUUUUUCUUGACAGUUGGUUAGAAGGUUAUUUAAGGGAUUUGACAGAAUAGUGUUAGUUGUCAUUUGCGAGGUUGUUAGUCGUCAUCGCCACCACUUUUUCUGUCUUUUGUCCAAUGGCUGAUCGUCAGCCAAAGAAUUCUACAUCUCCAUUACUGGCAAGUUACUAGCAUUAACAUUGUUUUCUUUUCAAAUUUAGUUCAUGCAUUUCGUCCAAGAGUUGGUGUUCACUUUAUAGAAACAGACGUGCAUGCUGUCGUAUAGUAAUCAAAGCCUCUUUGAUUCACACGUUUUGUCGAACACAUGGUGUGCACUAUUAAAAGAGUUAUAUGUUUUCUUUUUAAUUAGUCACAUUCCAAAUUUAUCAUCUGCUGAAAGAAUUAGAUUUCGACGAACAAGGGUUGAUGUAAAUUUGAAAAAUGAUGGGGGCAGAACUACUCUUCACUAUGCUACUAGCAAGGGUUGGGUGAGAGCUAAAAUUUUGCUGUCUAAUGGAGCAAAGAUCGAGGCAAAGGACAAGAUUGGCAACACACGGAGUCGUUGGAUAAUUGUUUCUACAAAAGUUGCAAUGCUGCAAUGGUACAUGUAAGUGUUGAGAUUGGACCAGCAAAGUUCUUGCAUAAGCUUAUUAUCUAGGAAAGGAUGCAAAGGAGACGUCUCCUUGCGAAUCUCCUAGCCCGCGCCGCAACGCGGGCGGGUCUAUCUUCUAGUUUGUUUUUAAAAAGGAACUGUGAUUUGUGUAAUAUAUAGAAGAUAUAGGAGAUGAAUUCUUGCACUUUGGUC